This is a messenger RNA of Penicillium salamii, 2016 nucleotides long. NCBI's taxonomy places the organism in Eukaryota, Fungi, Ascomycota, Eurotiomycetes, Eurotiales, Aspergillaceae. The record is from the annotation of a GenBank genome assembly.
AUGGCAUACUCGUCCGACAGACUGGAUCGGGCUCGCUUCAUGUUCCCAGGCCUCUUGCAGAGUGCCGACUACCAGGAGUUCUUCCAGCAUCUGGCGUCUCCAUAUGACUUGCGCAGACGUGCUGCCCUACACCUCGAUAGCUUCAAUUCGUGGCACGACAAUGAUGAAGAUGACAAAGACGCAUCCCUCAACUCGUGCGGUGUGAAGAGAAGGCGCUCCUUGCAGAGUAGCGCCGACGCCAGCCCCAGCAAGAUCCACAAGGCCAACCACAAUCCGGUGCUCAACGCAGGACCCAAGGAAGGUUCUCGACAUGAGACCAGUGAUUAUACCAAGAGUGAAGAUUCUUUGCUUCUAUCCACCGAUCUUUCCUCCAUCCCGAGAAAGCAAAAGAGAGGAUGUGUCGCCUGUCACGAUCUCGACUUGGAUUGCUCGUUUGCAACGGACCCUGAUCAAUCUUCCUACCCUUGCGAGACAUGCGCCUUUGAUGGAAUGGAAUGCGUGCCUAUCCCAGAGCCGAAGUGGAAACGUUCCUGUGAGGGCUGCAAGACUCGCAAUGGGGUCUUUUGCUCUUACAGAUAUGCCGACUACGACCACUCUCAGCCUUGCCAGCCUUGUGUCAACGUCGGAUUCCCAUGUGUGGCAGGUCCAGCCAAGCGACCUCCUUUCAUCUCCCAGGAGAGCCAAUCGGUCAGCUCCGCAAACCCUUCCUCCCCUUGCGAUGGUGACGAUGACUACGGUGAUUACGACGCAAACGAGGAAUUCGCGUGGCUUCCUAGCGAUUCAGCUCCGGAUGUGGAUGAUAAAGAGUCACUCCCUGAUUAUGAGGACUGUGGUGACUACACUCCCUCUGCUAUUGCAAUCCAGGCUGUUUGCUCUAAGGGGCCAUCCUUCAACUGCGAUGAAUCGGAUUCUUAUCACCCCUCCGCCAUUGCGACACAGGCCGUGGAUGACGAAGAGUCACUUCCUGAUUAUGAAUACUAUGAUCACCACCCCCCAUCUGUCACUGCAACCCAGGCUGUGAAUGAUGAAGAGCCACUCGCUGAUUAUGAGGACUAUGGUUACCACACCCCUUCUGUUACUGCGACCCAGGCUGUGGAUGAUGAAGAGUCCUUCGCUGAUUAUGAGGACCGUGGUGACUACACUCCCUCUGUCAUUGCAAUCCAGGCUGUUUGCUCUGCGGGACCAUCCUUCAACUGCGAUGAAUCGGGUUCUUACCACCCCUCCGCCAUUGCGACACAGGCUGUGGAUGACGAAGAGUCACUUCCUGAUUUUGAGUACUAUGAUGAUUACACCCCAUCUACCAUUGCAGCCCAGGCUGUUUACUCUGGACGACCAUCCUUGAAUUGCGAGAGAUCCCGUGACUACACCCCCUCUGUCAUUGAGGCUCAUGCUAUGGGUAAUGAACUGUCAUACGAUGACUACGGUGACGGCUACAACGGUGACUACGACGAUUACUACGACGAUUACUACGAACAUGAUCAACACAAGAACCCUGCUGAUCCAGUUCAGCGUGCGAAGGAUGAGCAGUCAUUGUCUGAUGGCGCUGAUUAUGGUGAUCACACACCCUCAGUUGUUGCAGUUCAUGAUGUUGGCAGUGAUGGUCUUGGACUUUUCGUCGAUCUGAGUGAUGACGCCGCCUCGCCUCCAGAAUCUUCGCAAACCAAGUGGAUUGAAGUAAUCGAGAUCUCCGAUUCAGACUCCGACAACAACACCGUGAAGCCUGGGGUGAUCGAUGUAAUCGAGAUCUCUGAUACCGACUCAAACCAUGGUACUGUGGGGUCUCCAGGCCUCGACAACACUGAGCCAGUUGACUUUCUCGAACAUUCAGACUCGGAAUCGGGCAACGAAGGGAACAUCAAGGGUCAGCUGGAGAAUAUCAUCGAGAUCUCCGACGAUGACCUCGAAGGCGAGAUCGCUGGCGAUGGAUCUCCCUACGAAUCCGACCAACAACCUGAUUAUGAAUUUGUUUAUGAUACUGAUAGUGAGGAUGAUGGAUUUGACGACAACCUCCCGUGA